UUUUUUUUUCCAAAAAGAAAAGAAAAUGACCAACCAGCAAGCAAUCCAGAGGAAGCAUCAUACUGAGCACCUACUAAGUUCUGAGGAGGCUACAGGUGCAGGCAGGUGCCACGGGGCCUUGGUAUCACCCAUGCUCAGAAAGGAGGAAGAAGUGAGCCGGGGAAAGCUGGUACUUUCCCCAAGUCUGCUGUCUUCCUCAGGACUCUCCCUGGUCCAGAUCUGUGUGCACCUCCCACCCUGGGUCCGUCCUCAUCCCACAACUGGGAGUGGGCAGAGAGGGGCUGUCGGGGUGCCCCCACCCUCCUCCCUCUGUGGUUCCGCCAUCCAUCAGAUCUUCCUUCCUCCUGCACCGGCCUCCACUGUGGUAUGUGGUUGGGGGCCAGGGCGGGGUGUGGGGGGGGGUUCUUUCCAUCACACAGGCCACCUCUCUGUUUCCCAAAGAUAACCCCGAGUGUGUGGGUGUCUGCUUGCUGGUCGUGUUAUCUAAGAUCAACACUGCAGCUCCUGCCUCUGCAGACCUCCAGGCUCCACAGUAAGCAGAGAAAGGAGUCCAAGAAGCCACCAGCCAAACUGCAGCCCCGAGGGCUCGAGGCCUGGCUCCGCCCAGAAGAUGGAACUCCGGCAGAAGGGGCAGAGGAUGAGCUGGAAAUUCGGUUUGACACCCCCUUUGAUGUUGGAAUCAAGCUGUCAGGGGCUCAGGACCGUCGGCAUGGCCAGGCCCUGGGGAAGUUUCUUCAGGACAUGUUUUGGGAAGAGGCCGAUGGUAAGUCCUUGCCCGAGUCAAGUCCAUUCAGAGUCCCCCGAGAGUGCCAAAUGUGA
Phyllostomus discolor (pale spear-nosed bat) is the source of this 819-nucleotide messenger RNA. RefSeq names its product ghrelin and obestatin prepropeptide (gene GHRL). The transcript has 3 exons. Gene Ontology annotation, molecular function: ghrelin receptor binding; growth hormone-releasing hormone activity. The record is from RefSeq and is a predicted model, not a curated record. NCBI's taxonomy places the organism in Eukaryota, Metazoa, Chordata, Mammalia, Chiroptera, Phyllostomidae. Gene Ontology annotation, biological process: negative regulation of inflammatory response; positive regulation of growth hormone secretion; gastric acid secretion. Gene Ontology annotation, cellular component: extracellular region. Bases 367 to 819 code for a protein of 150 amino acids.